Molecule: messenger RNA, 25667 nt
Organism: Gadus chalcogrammus (walleye pollock)
Lineage: Eukaryota; Metazoa; Chordata; Actinopteri; Gadiformes; Gadidae
Gene: syne1a
Product: spectrin repeat containing, nuclear envelope 1a
Exons: 118
Coding region: 1-22548 (7515 amino acids)
Cellular component (GO): membrane
Molecular function (GO): protein binding
Source: RefSeq, a predicted model, not a curated record
AUGCCGCGGCAGCCCGCGGGCACCAAGGGGUCCCCCAAGAAGAGCUCGUCCCUCAACCUGGUGACGGAGUUCUUCCACUACCUGAGGGUCACCUAUAGGAAGGAGUGUGUCAGCAUGCUGCUGUCCAGCCGACCCAGGAAGUGGAGAGAGCGUCGCAAGGGUCUGCGGGAGAUGAAGAUGUGGCUGGACCAGCUGGACCGGGACGUCACCCAGGCCAGGGACACAGAGACCAACCUCACCCAGCAGUACCAGUCCUUCAAGCGUCUGCGCGUCCAGCUGGAGGUGAGGAGCCGGCAGGUGGAGGCGGCGCUGCAGUCCAGCCAGAAGGACGGCAUGCUGACCGUGGACCAGGCGCUGGUCAAACAGGCCUGGGGGCGGGUCUCCAACAGGCUCCUGGACUGGCACCUCCAGCUGGACCGGUCCCUGCCGGCCCCCCUGGGCCAGGUGGGGGUGUGGCUCCACCGGGCGGAGGAGGCCCUGCGGCAGGACAUCCCCCCGGCCCCCCAGGCCCACGAGCAGACAACCGGCACCGUCCACCGAGCCCUAGAGCAACACAAGGAGGUGCUGAGGAGCCUGGAGAUCCACCAACAGUCCUUCCAGAAGAUUCACCAGGACAGGUGUGUUGAAGGGGUGCCUGUGCCCCCAGAGCAGCUCCAAGACCUAGCCGAAAGGAUUAACUUUGUGUCGACGUCGUCCAACGUCCACCUGGCUAAGAUGGAGUUUGUGGAGAACCAGCACCAGAUCCAGGCCUUCCUCAUCCUGGCUGAGUCCAAGCUCAAGUCCUGGAUCAUCAAGUACGGCCACCGGGAGUCCGUGGAGAAGAUGCUCCUCAACUACGUGACGUUUGUGGAGAAGCAGCAUCUCUUCGAGAACUACGAGGCGUUGUUCCAGUCGCUGAAAUGUUCCGCUGAACAGUACGUCGGCGUCGACGCCUCAGUGGAGGAGGGGGAGUGUGGCGUGCGGCGGUUCCUGCGGGAGGUGGUGGGCCAGUGGAGGAGUCUGUCCGUGGAGGUGCGGAGCGUCAGGAGCAUGCUGGAGGAGGUGCUCUCCAACUGGGAGCGCUACGGCUCCACGGUGGCCUCUCUCCAGGCCUGGCUGGAGGACGCCGAGGCCGCCCUCAGCCAGCCGGAGAACACCAAGCGGGAGUUCUUCAGGAACCUGCAGCUCAUGAUGGAGCAGCACGCGGCAAUGAACGACGCGGGGAACUUCCUGAUCGAGACGUGUGACGAGAGCGUCUCCCUGGGCCUCAAGCAGCAGCUGCUGCUGCUCAACGGCCGCUGGCGCGACCUCUUCCUCCACGUCAAGCAUUACGCCCACGCCGAGGAGCUGGAGGCCUGGAGGAGGGACCACCUGAAGGCCAUGUCCGCCCUCAGGGAGCUGCUGGACUCGGCCGAGGGCAAGCUCAACGCCCCGGUGCCGCUGGCCUUCAGCCCCGUCAGGAGCUUCCUGCAGGACGUGGAGAACACCAAGCAGAAGGUCGUCUCCAUGGAGACCCAGUACAAACUGGCCUCGCGCAGCGCCCAGCUCCUGGCUAAGGACGCGCCGCCGGACGAGGGCGCCCGGGUGAUGGCUGCCGUGGCAACGGCCAAAGGUCAACUGAGUAAGGUCCGGGAGCGAUGCCCCCCCCUGGUGAGGGAGUGCCACGGUCUGCUGCCCCUGCUGGAGGAGAUGGAGAAGCACACGGCGGCCUUCCACCUGAGCCUGGAGCGGGCUGGCCUCCUCGCCGCCACGGCUCGGGCCCCAGACGGCCUGAGCCAGAACAAACCGGUCUUGCAGGACCUUCUGAGCGAGCAGCAGAGCUGUAAGCGCAGCCUGUCGGUCAUCGAGAGGAACUUCCACGCCCUGCAGAGAGCGCUCUCCACCAGUAAGGUGCUCCACAACGUCGACCAGACGCUGCUGAAGAAGAGGACCGCCGAGAUACAGGCCUCUGCACAGGCCCUGGUCCUGGAGGUGGGGGAGUGGCGGCGGCAGGACGGGGCCGGCGGCUGCCUCCGGAGGAGGUUCGAGGAGUCCCGCCUGGAGCUGGAGCGGGUGCUGGGGGCGGCCCAGGACUGUCUGGCGGAACCCGGGGCCCCCGGGGCCCCCGGGGACCCCGGGGCCCCCGGGGACCCGGAGGAGGUGCUGAGGAGACACAAUGACUUCUUCAGCCAGCUGGACCAGCGCGUCCUCAGCGUGUUCCUGAAGGCCUGCGAUGAGCUCACCGACAUCCUGCCCGAGGCGGAGCAGCAGGAGCUGCAGGAGACCGUCCGGCGGCUGCACAAACACUGGAAGGACGUCCAGGCGGAGGUGCCCAGCCACCUGGUCCGUCUGAAGGUGGAGGUGGAGCAGCGCAGGGUGGCGCUGGUGCUGCAGGACUGCCGGCUGGAGCUCAGCCGGGAGAUGGAGGCCCUCUCUGGUACCUGUACCAGCGAGCGGGUGGUCAAGGAGCACAGGGCGUACUUCGCUGAGCGCAAGCCGCUGGCGUCCUGCGAGAAGUGGCUCAGGGUCAUGGAGGAGCUCUGCCAGCAGGUGCCCGACAACGACCCCGCCCACCGGUCGCUCGUCGCGGCCGCCGGGGACUUGGCCGCCGUGACGGACGAGAUCGAGAAGACUCGCCUCAAACUGCUGCAGCACCCCGACAAGUGGAGGGAGUGGAACGACCGGUUCUGCGAGCUCUCUGAUUGGCUGUCGUCUCAGAGGAGACAGGUCCGGUCGCUAAGGGAGACGGCCGGGGACGGCUCGCCCACGCGGCAAGAGCAGGUGGACGCCGCGCUCCAGGCCCUGCAGGAGGCGGUGGACGAGCGCGAGGAGACCCUGUGCUGGCUGAAGCGCCGCCUGGCCGCGCUCUCCGAGGUCAGCCCCGAGCUGGAGGUCCAGAGAGAGAGGGCCGCCCUGGCCAAGCUCUCCACCGACCUGAGGGCCCUGCUGUCCUCCCUCUGCCAGUGGGACGAGCAGGGGGGCUCCUCCAUGUUCCAGAGUGAGGAGCUGAGGGAGGAGGUGCGCGGGGCUCUGGAGGAGGUGCACAGGGUGCGACGGGAGGCCCAGGAGCACUACGGCAGGGUCCUGGAGGCUGAGACCCUGGGCGAGGCCAGGCAGCUGUACUUAAUUCACCAGCAACACCUUAAGCGCCUGCACGCGGGCAGGAAGGAGGCGGACCUUCUGGUGGCCCACUGCAGCCAGCUGCAGAAGGAGGAGGGGCUAAGCCGGUCCCUGGGCGAGCUGGAGGAGGCCUUCGGGGAGGGGGACCUGAAGUCUGACGCCCAGGGGCACAACCUCCAGACAGCUCUCCGGGCCUGGCAGGAGUUUGAGGGCGAGAGAGAAUCCAUUUGGAAAUUCUUAACCAGCACCAACGCAGGCCUUGCCAAAGAACUUCUCUUCAACAGCCAGCACAGCCUGAAGACUGAACUGGACCUCAGCAAGGAGCUUUUCAGCCGGGGUGAGGAGUGGACCACCAGAGCCAAGUCUCUCCUGGAGACGGCGCUAGGCGUCCACCUGGGAGCCAAGAACCAGAGGCUGCUGCUGGAGCAGGCCCGCUCCACCAUGGGGGCCCUCGCCCAGCUCCAAGAGCAUCUUAGAAAGAAUAUCAACCAAUUGGAGCUGGUGCAUACUUGGUGGGAACACUCCGGCAGCCAAUCAGAGGCCUUCUUCCUGUGGAUCUCCGAGAAAGAGCGGGAGCUGGAAGACAUCAGCCCCGCCUCUUCUCCUGAUUCUUUGGACAAACAGCUCAGCAGGGUGGAGGCAGUGGAGGCGGCCCUAGAGGAAAAGAGGGCGUGGCUGGUCCAACUGGAGGGGCAGAGUCAGGCCCUGUCCGGGUAUGUGACCCCCGGGGAGGCGGGGCAUAUCCGGGCACGGCUGGGCCAGAUGGGGCGUGGCCUAGAGGAGUUCAGGGGCAGUGUACGGCAGCUGAUUGGACAGCUGCAACAGAGCGCCUCCCACCGACAGCGCUACAGCGAUAACCUGGAUCAGGUGACGAAAUCGAUGAGUGACCUCGAAGAGAAGCUGGACCUUCAGAUCACGUUCUGUAGUUCUUCUUCCGAGACGUACCGAGGCCUGCAAGAACACAUGGAGCAGUGCCAGGCCGUGGAGCAGCUGACCCCCAGGCUGACGGCUCUGUGUUCGGCCCUGAAAAGACUCGGCGACGGGGGUCCGCUGGAGGAGGAGGUGGCCCGCCUCCAGGAGCGCCAGAGAGAGGACGUGGAGCGGGCCAAAGAAAAGCAGGCUGCUCUGGAGAACCUCCUCACGCUCUGGCAACGCUUCGAGAAGGAGUCAUCCUCUAUCAGGAGCUGGUUGGACAGGUGUGAGAUGAUCUGCUGUCCGGACAUCCAUCACCUGUCUGCAGACAAAGUGAAGCUGCGGAAUGAACUGCAGAAUAUACAGGAAAUGCAGAGCGAGGCCCCGGCCAAUGAGACGGCCCUGGAGGGUCUGCUGAGCCUGAGGCUGUCGCUGACGCCCACGGCGCCCAAAGAGUGUGUCCGUGACAUCACCGACGACAUCACACGCCUGCAUGAGAGAUGCUUGUCCCUGAAGGACAGCGUGACACACAGACUGGAGCUGCUGGAGACCCACCUGUCCCGGCUGGAGGCCUUUGACAAGCACCUGGUCACCCUGGCCCAGUGGAGUGACAACUUUCUGUCUGGCCUCAGAAGCUCCUCCCAGGUGGAUAUGGAGGACCUGGAGGCUGCAGUCAGACAACUGCAGGAGCAGGAGACCGGUCUACCGGAGCCUGCGCCCCUCCAGGAGACCCUCCACGGGGUGGAGUCCUCCCUGCUGCCCUCUUCCACCCCGGAGGCGCGGCAGCAGCUCCAGGGCUGGAGGGAGGAGUGCCUGCAGCCUCUGGGCGAGGCCCAGCGGCUGCUGCGUCUGCGGGGGGCCUGCCUGGCCGAGCUGGGGCCCUUCCUCCGGAGGCACGCCGAGGCCCGGCGUGCGGUGCAGCACCUCCGCGAGGCCCUGGAGGGCCGGGGCAGCUGGGACCGCGCCAAGGCGGAGCAGCUGCACGCCGGCGUGGGAGCGGCGGCCCGGGACCUGGCGGCGCUGGAGGCGGAGGCCCUGGGGCUGGACGGCCGGCUGAGCAAGGCCCACCUCCACCUGGUCGGCACAGAGGCUGAGGCCGAGCCCGCUCUGGGGGCCACCAAGGGGCCCGCCUCGCAGGGGAGGCGGACUUCCUGUAGGGGCCAGACGGCGGGCCUCCUGACGGGGCUGGAGGGUGUGCAGAGGACCCUGGGUUGGAGGCAGAGCGAGGCGGAGGCCCUGGGCGCGCUCUGGAGCUCCUUCCGGGAGAGGAAGGAGGAGGUGUUGGCCGGGCUAGCGAGGCUGGAGGAGGCGGCAAGGAAAGAGGACGCCCGCGAGAGCUCCGUGCAAGCCUUCCAGAACAGGCUCCGCACCUUCGUCCAGAUGGAGGACGAGCUCCAGUGUCUGCAGCACUCCCGGGACUGGCUGGGGGAGAGAGGCAGCCAGCUGGCCCAGAGGGACAGCGAGCUGGCUGGGGACGCCCUCCGGGAGGUGGGCCUGGUGGAGGCGGCGUGGACCAGCGUCACGGCACUGAUCACCCACGGUCAGGAGCAGAGCGGGGCCGUGAUCCAGCUCCUCCGUCAGUUCCACUCGCUGAGGUCCAGCCUGGGCGUGGCGCUGGAGAACGCCCAGGCCGUCACCCACAGCCUGCCCGACCACAACCACAGCCGCGAGGAGGUCCGCCGGAUCCUCGUGCGGCACGAGGCGGCUCAGACGGAGCUCAGGGACGGACAGGAGUCCAUGGACCUCCUCAUCAGCACGGAGGAGGACCUCCAGAGGGAGAUGGAGAAGACCCCCGGGCCCGACACGCAGACAAUCCAGACAGACAUGGAGACACUGAGGGACCAGUGGCUGGAGGUUUCCGAGCGACUCCAAACCAACGGCGAGCGACUGGGCUACUGCGUGGCCCUCUGGGAUGACCUCAAGGCCACAGAGCAGGACGUCGGCCAAUGGGCUUCCGCCGCCAUCGUCGACCUCACGGACAGCGUGGCCAAUCUCAGCGACGGGCAGAAGGCCGAGGCCCGCCUUGCCACCUUCCAGACGGAGGCGGAGAUCAGGGAGCAGAGGCUCGACGCCCUGCAGGACCGGGUGUUGGAGCUGAAGGAUCGGGCAAGGCUCCAGCAGACGCCCGUACAGAUGCAGGUUCUGGAGUCGGACCUCAGGAAGAAGAUGGCCCACGCCCACGAGGUCUACAACCAGGCCAAGCACGCCCUCACCUACUUCAGCUUCCAGAGGCAGCGGCUGGAGGACCUGGCCUCUCAGAUGACCGCCCGGCUGGAGGCGGUGGAGGGCUCCCUGGCCGGCCUGUCGGAGGAGUCCUCCCCGGACCACAUGGACACCGUGAAGGACCUCCAGGGCGCGGUCCAGCGGCAGCGUGCAGACCUGGACACGGCCCGGGAGUCCCUGACGGCCCUGUCCCGGUCCCACCCGUCCCCAGAGCUGUCCCGGCUCUCGGCUGAGCUCACCGCCAUCGCCAAGGGGACGGAGGCGGCGGCCCUGCGCUGCAACCGGACCUGGGGCGGCCUGCAGGCCGGACUGCAGCUGCACUUCAACGAUCUGGUCCAGGAGUUCCAGUCCUGGCUCGCCGAACUCCAACUGGAGCUGCGAGACUGCUCCAGCCAAUCAGGCGACGGCGCCGCUCUGAAGGCCAAGAUCUAUCGCCUGAAGGUGUCCCUGGAGCAGGCCGGGGAGGGCCAGCGGCGCCUGGGCCAGGUGUGCCAGGAGGCGGAGCGGCUGGUGCAGCACCUGCCCCGGGCGGGGGCCGCCCAGGUACAGGAGCACCUCGCCGCCUGCCAGCGGGCGUGGAGCGACUACGAGCUGGGCUGCUCUCGGAGCGGCAGGGAGCUGGAGCAGAGCAGGGAGCUGCUCCAUAGGUUUGAGGAGCGUGUGUCGGGUAUCAAAGGCUGGCUGGAGCAGCUGGAGGUCAGCCUGAAGAAGGAGCCCGUUCUGGGGCCAGACGGCCAGCAGGGGGCGCUGGACAGUGCGGAGGAGCUGGAGAGGAUGGAGGGCUUUCACAAAGAGCUGCUCCAGAGGAGGGAGUCGGUGGAGGGCCUGGUCCAGGAGGCCCAGUCCCUCUCCGAGGCGGGCCGGGGCUCCGGCUCCGAGGCCCGGGUGGGCUCCCGGCUGCAGGCGGACCACCAGGCCCUGCUGCGGGCCGCCCGGGAUCGCCUGCGGGGCUGCCAGGAGAGCCAGGCCUUCGGGGAGACCCUGCAGGGCGUGUGGGCCUGGCUGGAGGAGAUCCAGGAGAGGCUGGGGACGGUGGACAGCACCAUGGGCACCAAGGAGCAACUGGAGCAGAAGCUGGAGACCGUGCAGGAUAUCCUGCUUCUGAAGGGGGAGGGGGAGGUGAAGCUGAACAUGGCGAUGGGCAAAGGCGAGCUGGCCCUGCGUGGACACGGGGAGGCGGGACAGGAAGUGAUCCGGUCCCAGCUACAGGAAGUGGAGGAUGCGUGGGCCACGCUGCUCGUGAGCGCCAUGAGCUGCCACAGCCGCCUGGAGUGGACCGUGUCCCAGUGGGGGGGGUACCUGGACAGCGCCACCCAGCUGCGGUGCUGGAUGGGCGCCCUGGAGGGGGACGUCAGCGCCCCGCUGCCCCCCCAGCCCGGGCCCAGGGAGAAGGCCUCCCAGCUGGACCGUCUGCGGGCGCUGCGGGCCGACCUGGAGGACCACCAGGGGGCGCUGUCCAGCCUGGAGGAGAAGGCCCGCGAGCUGUACAAGAAGACCGGGGACUGCGGCUUCAGCCACGGCUCCCGCACCCAGCUGCAGGGGCAGUUCGAUGAGCUCACGGCCCUGGUGGAGGGGAGGGUGCGGCGGGCGCAGGCGGUGGUCCUGGAGCACCAGGAAUACCUGGAGGCGGUCCGGGACCUCACCGAUUGGCUGAUGUCGGCGGGGGAGGAGCUGCAGCACUGGUCGGACACGUCGGGAGACUCCGCCUCCGUCAGGAAGAGGUUGUCGGAAGUGAGGGAGCGUGUGGAGUGCCGGCUGCGGGAGGGCCGGGAGCGCCUGAGCCGUGUGCGCCGCAGCGCGGCGUCCACGGCGGAGCACACGGCGGCGGGCGGCUGCGAGGCCAUGGACCGCCAGUUGGGGGCGCUGGCCCAGGCGCUGGAGCAGUGGGAGGGCGCCGCGCUGCGGGCCCGGGACGGCCUGGAGGGGGCGCUGGCCCGGGCCGCCGCCGCCGAGGAGGACUACGGCCGGCUCACCGCCCGCCUGGAGGAGGAGCUGAAGGAGCUGGACGGGCGGCUGAGGGGGUGGAGCCAGGAGCUGGUCCGUGCCGAGGGGCGGAGCAACGGCGAGGAGGCGGUGGAGGGAUGGCGGAUGGCGAAGGAGUUCCUGAGUGACAGGGAGCAUGGCCAGUGCCGGCUGAGCGCGGUGGGGGCCAGCGGGGAGCUGCUGAUGGUGGUGGCGGCCCCCGACCGCGCCGAGGGGCUGCAGGCCAAGGUGGACAACGUCCGGGAGGACUGGAAGACCCUGAUGGCCAGCCUGCAGACCAGGCAGGACGCACUGAAGAACCUGGAGUCUCAGAUGAGGGACUUUGAGGCCUGCGCUGAGCCUCUCCAGGAUUGGCUGAAUGGCACCGAGGUCAAAGUUCAAGAGAGCAGUGCCCGCCUCCACGACCUCGCCGCCAAGACGCAGGAGCUAGGCAAACUACAGUGUGUCCUGGAGGAGAUGUCGGGGCGCGAGGCGGAGCUGGGGAGGCUACGGGAGCGGGCCCACCUCCUUUGGGAGGGGCAGGCAGCCGGCAAGGGCUUCGUCCACCGCGUGUCCCAGCUCUCGGCGCAGUACCUGGCCCUCUGCAACCUGACGAAGGACAAGGCAUCCAGGAUCGAGCGUAUCGUGGGGGAGCACCGGCUCUUCUCCGGGGGCCUGAAGGAGCUGCAGGACUGGGUGUGUGAGGCCCAGAGGGUCCUCAACACCUGCCUGUCCCCCACCGCCGACAAGAGCGUGCUGGAGAACAGGAUGAUGCAGCUGGAGGCCCUGCUGGCGGCGCGGCAGGAGAGGGAGAUCCAGCUGAAGAUGCUCCUGACCCGGGGCGAGGCGGUACAGAGGAACACCUCCGCCGAGGGGGUCCCGGUGGUCCGCAAGCAGAUCCAGGACCUGAAGGACUCCUGGGACUCCCUGCUGUCUGCCUCCAUCCAGUGUAAAAGCCAACUGGAGGGCUCUCUGUCCCAGUGGACCAGCUACCAGGAGGACGUGGGCCAGUUCGUGGUGUGGAUGGACCGCGUGGACGAGACACUGGGCUGCUCGGACAGACAGUACUCGGAGAUGAGGGACAAGACGGCCAACCUGGGAAAGACCAAGCUCCUAUAUGAGGAGGUAUUGAGCCACAGCAGUCCUCUGGAGACCAUCGCCACCAAGGGCUCCAACAUGGCGGAGCACUACAUUACCCAGCAGGAAGUGCAGCAGCUGCAUCUCCGAUACAGCGCUCUGAAGGACAAGGCCAAGGCGGCGGUCAGCCGGGCCAAGGAGCUGGUGCUGGUCCACCAGGAGUACCAGAGGGGCCUGCACGUGUUCGAGGACUGGCUGGAGCAGGAGCAGGCCUCCCUGGCCUCGCUGUCCCACCCAGAGGGCAACGUGGACACGCUGGAGGAGACGCUAAGACAGCUCCAGCUCCUGCAGGAGCGCUGUACCGAGGGCCAGUCGCUCCUCUCCUCCGUGCUGACCAGCAGGGACAAGGUCAUCCCCUGGGGGGCCCCCCAGAUCGAGGACCGGGCCCUGGACACGGCCCAGCGGGACUGGGGGGCCUUCCAGCGGCGGCUGGAGGAGACGCGGGCCCACAUGAGCUCCACCCUGGCCCGGCUGAGACAGAUCGGCCAGAGGUUCCAGAGCCUCUCCCAGUGGCUGGAGGAGAUGGAGCGCAGGGCCAACCUCCGGAGCCACCGCCGCUCCAGCCGCAGCACCAAGGAGGCCCAGCUCAAGCAGCUCCAGGGCUGGUACGAGGCGGUGGUGGGCCGGCAGGGCGAGGUGGACAGCCUGUCCUCCCUGGCCCAGCAGGUCCUAGAGGAGACCCACAUCAACAGCCGGGUCAGCGCCACCGCCACCCAGCUGACGGCCAGCUACCACGCGCUGCUGCUGUACCUCCAGGAAACCAUGAAGCAGAUUCAGGAGGAGGUGAGGAGCAUCGUGGAGGCGGAGAAACUCUGCGCGUCCUUCUCUGAUUGGCUCAACUGCACCCAGGAGAAAUUCGUACAAGUGAUUGACAGCUCGGAGCCUCUGGAUUGGCUGGCGAUGGAGAAGAAGAUGAAGAAGUUGGAGACCCUGCAGGCGGAGCUGCAGCGGGGUCGGGGGCUCCUCAAGGCGCUCCGGGAGCGGGCGGAGCGCGCGGCGGGCUACCUGGAGGAGGACGGGGCGGAGAGCCUGGGCGCCGAGGUGGAGGCCCAGCUGGCCCAGCUGGAGGAGCUGGCCGGGGGGCUGAGGCAGGAGCACGGCUCCCUGGAGCGCGCCCUGCUGCUGGCCAAGGAGUUCCAGGACCGCUACAAGGGCCAGGCCCAGUGGCUGGUGGAGACCCGGGCGCUGGUCAGCGGGCCGGUGGAGCCCAAGGCCGAGCUGUACCAGAGGAGGGCGCAGCUGGCCAAGUACAAGGCCCUCCUGCAGACCAUCCAGUCCCACGACGGGGCGGUGAAGUCGGUGCUGGAGAAGGGUGAAGCUCUGCUGGCCUCUGUCCACUUCCCCUCCAUCCGAGACAACACCAACCGCCUGCACAACGACUACACCGCCCUGUACACCAUCACCGCGGCCCACGUUGAGAACCUGGAGGAGCAGGUGAAGGAGCAGGAGGUGUACCACGGCGAGCUGCAGGAGGUGGAGCGGUGGCUGCUGCAGAUGUCCAGCCGCAUGGUGACCCCCGACCCCUCUGUGGGCGGCGGCCUGGACGAGGCCACUCAACAGCUGGCCCGGCACAAGGCCAUCAUGGAGGAGAUAGCGGGAUUCGAGGACCGCCUGGUGGCUCUGAGGGAGCGCGGCGACGACCUGGUGCGCGGCUGCGGGGAGCGCGUGCAGCACCGACUCCGCCAGCAGGUCGGCGCCCACCAGCAAGGCACCAAGGACAGCUACUCAGCCAUCUGCAGCACGGCGCAGCGCGUGUACCAGAGUCUGGACAGGGAGCUCCAGAGACACGUCAGCCUGCAGGACGCCCUGCAGCAGUGCCAGACCUGGCUGGCCACGGUGGCGGACGAGCCCGAGCCUCCAGCACACCCCCCCGUCAGCCUGGAGGGGGCGCUGGUGCAGGUGAAGCAGGAGCGGGCCCUCCAGGAGCAGGCCAGCACCUACCUCCACCUGGUGUGCUCCACCUGCGACCUGACGGAGCAGCGGGUCAGAGAGGCGGCCAACGCCAUCCAGGAGGUCAAGCUGCAGGUGGAGGACCGCAUGCUGAUGUGUGAGGAGGUGGCGGACAGCUGGCGGGAGGUGGAGGAGCAGCAGGCGGACCUGAAGGUGCAGCUGAGGGAGAUGGACCAGCACCGUCAGAGCCUGGCCCGCAGGCCCGCCGAGCUGGAGCCCAAGAUCGCCCAGAACCAGCUGGACAAGGCCCAGGAGUUCCUGCAGCAGGUGCGUGACCGGCAGUGCGACGUGACCCACCUGAGCGACACGCUGGUCCGGCUGACGGACGGCCAGGGCUGCCCCGCCCUGGAGGCCGUCGGCCGGCUGAGGGCUAGCUGGGUGGAGCUGGGCCAGAGGGCGGAGGAGCUGGAGGCCCAGCGGGGGGAGGACAUGCAGCACAGCGGGGAGUACCAGGAGAGCGUGGCGGCCGUGGAGGAGCUCUUCCACCAGGUCUCCAGGGAGUGGGACUACCUGGCCAGGGCGGACACAGAGAGCACCAGUGAGCACCUGGAGGCCCUGAAGAAGCUUUCCAGCGACCUGCAGGAGCAGAGGGCCACACUGGAGGACCUGAGGGAGCAGAAGCACACCGUGUUGCCCCGACUCAGCCUGCUGGACAAGGAGCUGGUCAAGCAGCAGGUGGGGUACCUGGAGCAGCGCUGGGCCCAGCUGGAAGGCCUGAUCCAGAAGAAGAUCCAGGACUCGGCCGGGACGCUGGAGGACAUGGCCAGGGUGGAGGCCCAGCUGAGGGACGCCCGGGAGUGGGUGGAGGAGCAGAGGCCCUCCCUCACCGCGGCGCUGAAGACCAGCCCCCCGCCGGACAUGGCCCAGAGCUUCCUGUUCGACCACCUGAGCGUGUGCGUGGAGCUGGAGGCGCGGCAGCAGCUGCUUGGGCAGGCGGUCAGCGAGGCCAAGGCCGUGGCCUCCCGCCUGGGCCUGAGCGAGAAGAGGAGCCUGCAGGAGCUGGUGGAGCAGGCCCAGAGCGAGGUGGAGGCGCUGGGCGCGCGGGUCACCCAGAGGAGGAAGUACCUCAGCAAGGCCUUCACAGAACGGACCCAGUUCCUGCAGGGUCUGGGGCGCGCGUUGGCCUGGGUUCAGCAGCAGGAGAGCAAGGCCUUAGUGGACGACCACGUGGCCCUCCUGCCCGAGGACCUGGCCAAGCAGGUGGCCGCGGGCCAGGGCGUGCAGCGGAGCCUGCGGACCUACCAGGGGGAGCUGGCCUCUCUGUGGGCCCAGGGACGGGGCCUGGAGAGGGACGCCACGGACCACGAGAGGGUGGAGACCCUGGCCCGGCUGGAGGAGCUGCAGGUGGCCUUCGAGACGGUGCAGCAGCGCACCGCCCAGCGCCUGACUGACCUGGACAAGGCCAUGACUGCCCGCAAGUACUUCCAGAUCGACCUGGACAAGACCUGCGGCUGGCUGAGGCAGGCGGACACCGUCACCUUCCCCGAGAUCAACCUGACGGACGCCCCGCAGAGCUCGGACCUGCAGGCGCGCCUGUCCUGCUACCAGGGCGUCCUGGAGCAGGCCUCGGAGUAUGAGAACCUCCUGCUCAUCGUGCAGCGGAUCGGCCAGGAGAUCCUGCCCACGCUGAACGAGAUAGACCACUGCUACCUGGACGAGAGGCUCAACGCCCUGCCGCAGCAGUACAACAGCAUCCUAGCGCUGGCCAAAGAGAAGCGGGACAGGGUGCAGCAGGCCAUCCUGGAGAGGAACGACUUCAGCACUUUCUUGGAGAUCACGAGGAACGCUCUGGAGGAGCUCAAGGGACAGCACGACAAUCUGGAGAAGCAGGCCGUAGCCGCGAGCGAGGAGGAGGUGGCGCGGCGGCGGGACGAGUACGGCAACCUGGAGGGGAGUUUGGCCCACCUGGGCCCGGCGGUGAGGGAGCUGAUGGGGAAACGGGAGGCCUUCCACAGCCGCGGUCAGCGCUGCAGCGUGGAGGAGAUACAGCGGUUGGUCGCGAUCCACGACACCCUGAAACGCCAAAUCGAUCAGAAGAGGAAGCUGUUGGGCGAUUGCUUGGAGACGGUGGUGGAGCACAACCGUGCCUCGGCGCACUUUGAGUCAGAGUGUGACGCUGUGAGGGGGAGUCUGGUGAGACUGCAAUCAGACGACCACCUGUGCGCCACGGACAGGUUGACAGGUGUCUUGGGGCUACUUGAAAGUGUGGAGAGCUUGAGUUCUCAGGCGGAAGGUUGUGAGCGAAAACUCAAAAGCCUUAAUGUGAACUUUGAACCUUCGGCAAUCCAGGACGUCACUUUAAGGCAGGAAUCCCUGCGAUCGUUACAAUCAGAAGUACGGAGGAGCAUCACGGAAAGGGAAAAGAAUGUGUGCCAGAAUGAAGAUUUCACGAGAGGGACAGAGAAAGUUUUAGCGUGGUUGGUUGCGAUGAAAGACAAGAUUGAGGAGCCUUUGGCCUUUUCGGAGGUCGAGGUGGAGAAUGUGCAGGAGGAAUUGAGGAGACUGAGGAUCGUUGUGGAGGAGGUGGAGGGCGUGUUACGGGUGGCAGGUGCCUUGGGCAGCAGAGAGAAGCAGAGAUUUGAAGGCAGGAAGGAAAAGGUGCCAGCCAGUGUAGAGAAGCAGCUGCAGCGACUACACAAGCUGGAAGCAGAAGUGACCAAAGCCAUUAGCACUAAACAGCUGGCCGCGGACCAGGCCCUCCCUCUGGUCCAGAGGUACAGCGACUCCCAGCGCUCCGCCCAGACCUGGGUGGACGCCGCGGGGGCCGCCCUCCACAGGGCGGGCCUGGGGGUGGACCCGGAGGACCAAUCAGAGAGCAGCAGGGAGCUGCAGGACCUCCUGGACCGGGACGGGGCCUUCGGGGCGGGGCUGGAGGAGCUGCGAGCCCUGCAGCCCUUGCUGAAGCCUCUGGUGCAGCCGGCGGGGGCCAUGCAGGAGCUGAGGAGACGCGUGGAGGAGAUGAGGCUGAGGAACCUCGCGCUCAGACAGCAGCUGGAGGAGCGGCACCAAGCUCUGCAGAGCGCUGCGUCUCUAUGGAGCUCGUUCCAGCAGGAGCGGGAGGCCCUGAUUGGUUGGAUGAACACUGCAGAAAACACAAUGAGUGCCUUCCCUUCAGCCAAGGCAGCCGGUCUCCUGGAAGCAGAAGACAAGUUCCACAGCUACAAGCCUCUGCUGGGCGGGAUGGACUCGGCCGAGCGGUCGCUGAGCGCGCUGAGAGAGACGGCGUCGGCCCUGGAGACCCUCGGCUCCGAGGCCGGCCGGGCAGCCGUCGCCGGCCACUCCAUCUCGUCACUAUGGCAACGGCUGACCAGGCUCCGCAGUGUGGCCCGCGGCCAGCAGAGGGCACUGGAGGACACGGUCCGCGAGUGGAGGAAGUUCAAUGAAAAGAUGGAGAAGGCCCGCUGUGUGUCAGCUGACCUGGGCGGCCGCGUGCCAGACAGCACGGUGGAGAAGGCCGCCACCAGGGCGGCGCUGCAGAGCCUGCUGGAGUACCACGACUCGUACGGCCGCGAGCUGGAGAGGGAGCAGUCCUGCCUCGCCCUCCUGGGGCAGCACACCCUCUGGCUCCGGGGGCAGGAGGAAGAGCUGGAGGAGGAGGAGGAGGAGGUGGAGGAGGAGGAGGAGGAGGAGGAGAAGCAGGAGCAGGAGGAGGAGAACGGAAAGGAGGAACGCAGGCGAGGAGGGACGCCGUGCAUGCGAGAGAUCCGGAGCAUGCAGGAGAAGUAUAAGAGCCUGGGGGUGCAGGUGCGCAGCAGCAGGGGCCAGGUGCAGCAGGAGCUGCGGGAGCGGGAGGAGGUGGAGAAGGAGCUGGGCCUGGUGAAGGGAUGGAUCCAGGACACCAGGGGCCUCCUGCUAAGCCCCACCGCAGACCUGGACUCACUGCUGCAGGAGCUGGAGACGGCCCACGGCGAGGUCAUCUCGAGGCGGCAGAGUGUGGAGCGCAUGGCGGAGCUGCAGCAGUCCAAGUACCAGGACCUGCCGGCCGGUCUGCCCUCGGAGCUCAGCAUGCAGCUGGCCGAGGUGGCCCUGGCCCUGGGCUCCGCUGAGGACCAGGUGCAGGCGCGGGAGCGGGAGGUGCAGCAGACCCGGGACGUGAAGGAGGACUUCGGCGCCCGGCUGAAGGACAUGGAAGGCCGGCUGAGGAGCGUCUCCAGGAAGCUGGAGGACAAGCCGUCGGACCUGGAGCAGGCCAGGGAGGAGACCAAAUGUCUGUGUGAGGAGUGCGAGGGCUGCGGCGGCUCCCUGGCCGAGCUGGGCGUGGCGGUGCAGGAGUUCGGCGAGCAGAACCCCCUGCUGUGCAGACAGCUGGGGGACAGCCUGGCCCGGCUGGGGGAGACCCAGAGGCUCACCGCCCAGCAGGCCCAUCACCGGGCCAGCCGGCUGAAGGAGGCUGAGAGGCAGUAUGAGGAGUACAAGGGGAUGAGGUCGUUCAUUAUGGGAUGGACGGAGAAGGCAGAGGCCCUGGUCACUGGCAACAUCAUCUGGAGCUCCGCCUCUCAGCUGCAGGAGCAAAUCAGAGCCCACCAGGCCCUGCUGCGGGAGUGCCGCGGUCUCCAUGGUGACCUGGAGGCCAUGGCCGAGAGGGAGGGGCAGCUGGGCCAGGUGGUGCGCACCCGGGGGUGGAGCCAGCAGGUGAACCACCUGAGCCGGAGGGCCGAGGAGCUGCAGCAGCACGCAAGGACGCGCCUCCAGAGCCUGCAGGACGCCGCCAAGGAUAUGAUGCGCCUGGAGGCGGAGGUGAAGAGCCUCCACGCCACCCUGGAACAGGUCCAGACCACCCUGGCCUCGCCGGACCUCAACCGUCUGAGCCUCCGAGAACAGCUCACACACAGACAGCGUCUGCUGGUGGAGAUGGAGGGCUUCAAGCAGCAGGUGACCACGGUGCAGCAGUGCCAGAGCGCCCUCCGGCUGCCGGAGGAGGUAGUGGCCAGCCUGCCCAUCUGCCGCACUGCCCAGAGUCUGCAGCACGAGGCCAGCCAGCUGCAGCACACCACCAUCCAGCAGUGCAAUAUCCUGCAGGAGGCGGUGGUGCAGUAUGAGCAGUACGAGCUGGAGGUGAGGAACCUCCAGAGGCUGAUCGAGGAGGCCCACCGCAUCAUCCAGGACCGGCCCGUCUCCACCAGCAACAUCCAGGAGCUGCAGGCGCAGAUCCAUCACCACGAGGAGCUGGCCCAGAAGAUCCAGGGCUACCAGGAGGGGAUCUCGUCGCUGCACUCCAAGUGCAAGAUGCUCACGGUGAAGGCCAAGCACGCCACCCUGCUGCUGACGGUCGGCGACGGCGACGGCCUGUCGGACGGCGCCGAGGACCUCAGCGACGAGGACGACGAGCUGCUGCCGCCCGGCGCCGGCGCGGCAACCAACGGCGCCGGCCACGGCGUCGGCCACGGCAACGCCGGCAAGCAGCUGCCCGCCCACCCUUCCGUCGUCAUGGUGAGCGUGCGACCAUCCUAUCUGAACCUGCAGAUGGAGAAGCUGGCGUCGCGCCACGCCAUCCAGGAGCUGAUGAGCUGGAUCUCCCUCAUGGAGAACAUCAUCGGAGAGGACCAGGACCGCAUCUGCAACGCCGUGGGCUCAGAGCGCGUCCAGGACUUCCUCCAGAAGUACAAGGGGUUCCGGAUCGACCGGACCUGUAAGCAGCUGACGGUGGACUUUGUGAACCAGUCGGUGCUGCAGAUCAGCAGCCUGGACGUGGAGGGCCGGCGCAGCGACAAGACAGACUUUGCGGAGAAGCUGGGGGCCAUGAACCGGCGCUGGCAGGUCCUCCACGGCCUCAUCAACGAGAAGAUCCAGCUGUUGGAGGGCCUGCUGGAGGGCUGGCUGGAGCACGAGAACGGGGUGCAGGCGCUGAAGGCCUGGCUCACGCUGCAGGAGGACAAGCUGAAGAAGAAACACCGGAUAGAGGACGUGGCCUCGGUGCAGAGCGCCCUCAAGGACUGCCAGGAGCUGGAGGAGCUGGUGAAGGAGAAGGAGAAGGAGCUAGAGAAGGCGGAGGAGCGAGGAAGUGCGCUGAUCCAGGACAAGAAGGGAGAGGCCUGCUCUGUCGUCAGAGAGACCCUCAAAGGACUCAACCAGUCCUGGGCCGGCCUGGACCACAUGAUGAGCCAGAUGAAGCUGAGUCUGCGCUCGGUGCUGGAGCAGUGGACGUCGUACCGCCGCGAGGCCGAGGAGAUCGGCGGCUACCUGAUGGAGGGUCGCUACGCCGUGUCCAGGCUCCGCCUCCUGAACGGCUCGCUGGAGGCCGUGCAGCAGCAGGUGUCCAGCCUGGAGAGCCUGCAGGAGGAGAUGGACAAGCAGGAGAGCAGCCUGGGGAAGUUCGGCUCGGUGACCCACCAGCUGCUGACGGAGUGCCACCCGUCGGUGGCCGACACGCUGAACCGCGCCCUGAGGGACGUCAACAUCAGGUGGAACGGUCUGCUGGAGCAGAUCUCGGAGCAGCUGAGGAGCAGCAAGGCGCUGCUGGGCCUGUGGCAGAGCUACCAGGCGCUGGGCGGUCAGUGUGUGACAGCGGUGCAGCGGCAGGAGGACCGCGCCAACCGGCUGCUGAAGAGCGCCACCGACCGGGACAUCACGGAGCAGGAGAGCGCCGCCUGGGUCCGGGACUGUGACGCCUGCCUGGGCGGCCAGGCCCCCGUGCAGCAGUCGCUGCAGCAGCUGCAGGCCCUGGGGGAGCAGCUGAAGAGCCAGGUCGACGCCUCCUCUGUGGCCGCCCUCCAGUCAGAUCACCGCUCGCUGGUCCAUCGCCUGGCAACGCUGGAGCACGGCCUGCACCGGCACCAGGAGAUACUGCAGUCGGGGACCCAGGACUACGAGCUCUUCCGGGGGCAGCUGGACACACUGUGCUCCCAGGCUUCGGAGGCCGGGCUGGCCCUGAAGGAGGUAGACCCGGUGGGAACACCGGAGCCCACCGUGGUCCAGGAGCACAUGGAGCGACUCAAGGUUCACCUGCUGCAGCUGAGCAGCCUGUCCCCGGACCUGGAGAGACUCAACGAGCUGGCCUAUCGCCUGCCCCUCAGCGACCGGGACAUGAAGAGGCUACAGGGCCUCAACCGGACCUGGGCCUCCCACUCGGCCCACCUCACCGAGAGGUUCAGUAAGCUGCAGGCGGGUCUCCUGCAGCACCAGAGCUUCCUGCAAAAGUGCGAGGCCUGGAUGGACUUCCUGUCCCAGACGGAGCAGAAGCUGGCCGCUGAGAUCUCGGGCAACCUCCUCAGUCUGAUGGAGCAGCAGAGAGACCACGAGCUGUUCCAGGCUGAGAUGUUCAGCCGACAGCAGAUCCUGUACUCCAUCAUCAGUGACGGACAGAGCAUGCUGCACCAGGGGCAGGUGGACGACAGGGAGGACUUCAGCCUGAAGCUGGCGUUGCUCAGCAACCAGUGGCAGUGCGUGGUGCGGCGCGCCCAGCAGAGGCGGGGCAUCAUCGACAGCCUGGUGGUGCAGUGGCAGAACUACCGGCAGAUGGCCGACAAGCUGCGGCGCUGGCUGCAGGAGGUCAGCCGCGACCCCGACGUCCACCAGCAGGGGGAGGCGGUGGCCCUGCAGGAGGCCCGCGCCAUGCUGGACCAGAUCCAGCUGCGGGAGCGGGUGCUCCAGCGCCAGCAGGGGGCGUACAUCCUGACGGUGGAGGCGGGCCGCAGCCUCCUGCUCACCGCCGACGGGCGGGUGGAGUCGGCGCUGCAGACGGAGCUCAUGGACACGCAGGAGAGGUGGAGGCACGCCCACCAGCGACUGGACCAGCAGCGCAGGGAGCUGCACGGCCUGCUCAAGGACUGGGGCCGCUGUGAGAAGGGCAUCGACGCCUCCCUGGAGAAGCUGCGGGCCUUCAAGAAGAAGCUGUCAGCGCCGCUGCCCGACCACCAGGAGGAGCUGCACUCGGAGCAGAUCCGCUGCAAGGAGCUGGAGAGCAGCGUGGAAGGCUGGACCGAUGACCUCACUUCCUUGUUCCUGUUGAGGGACUCCUUCGGGGGCGUGGUCAGCGCUGAUGACCUCACACUCCUGCAGGAACGCCUCCAGCUGCUGCAGAGCCAGUGGGAUGAGAUCUGCCACCAGCUCUCCCUGCGCCGGCAGCAGGUGAGCGAGAAGCUCAACGAGUGGGCGGUGUUCAACGAGAAGAACAAGGAGCUCUGUGAUUGGCUGACCACGAUGGAGAGUAAGGUCUCCCAGAACGGGGACAUCAGCAUCGAGGAGAUGAUCGAGAAGCUACGCAAGGACUACCAGGAGGAGAUCAGCGUCGCCCAGGGCAACAAGCAGCAGCUGCAGGCCAUGGGCGAGCGUCUGUCCCGGGCCAGCCAAGACAGCAAGGCGGCCGAGAUCCAGCACAAGCUCAGCAAGGUCAGCGAGCGGUGGCAGCACCUGCUGGACCUCAUCGGAGCACGGGUGAAGAAGCUGAAGGAGACCCUGUUGGCGGUGCAGCAGCUGGAUAAGAACAUGAGCAGCCUGCGGAGCUGGCUGGCCCACAUCGAGACGGAGCUGUCCCGCCCCAUCGUGUACGACACCUGCGACGACCUGGAGAUCCAGAGGAAGCUCAACCAGCAGCAGGAGCUUCAGCGAGACAUCGAGAAGCACAGCACGGGUGUGGCCUCUGUGCUGAACCUGUGCGAGGUGCUGCUGCACGACUGCGACGCGUGCUCCACGGAGACGGAGUGCGACUCCAUCCAGCAGGCCACGCGCGGGCUGGACCGCAGGUGGAGGGCCAUCUGCGCCCUGUCCAUGGAGAGACGCCUCAAGAUGGAGGAAACGUGGCGGCUGUGGCAGAAGUUCCUCGACGACUACGGGCGCUUCGAGGAGUGGCUGAGGACCUCUGAGAGGACCGCGGCGCUGCCCAACUCGUCGGGCGUCCUGUACACCGUGGCCAAGGAGGAGCUGAAGAAGUUUGAGGCCUUCCAGCGCCAGGUGCAGGAGUGUCUGACCCAGCUGGAGCUGAUCAACAAGCAGUACCGCCGGCUGGCCCGCGAGAACCGCACCGACGCGUCCUGCCGGCUGCGGGAGAUGGUCCACGACGGGAACCGGCGCUGGGAUCACCUGCAGAGACGGGUCGCCUCCAUCCUGCGCAGGCUCAAGCACUUCAUCAGCCAGAGGGAGGAGUUUGAGACGGCCCAGGACAGCAUCCUGGUGUGGCUGACGGAGAUGGACCUGCAGCUCACCAACAUCGAGCACUUCUCCGAGUGCGACGUCCACGCCAAGAUCAAGCAGCUCAGGGCCUUCCAGCAGGAGAUCCAGCUGAACACGGGCCGCAUGGAGCUGGUGCUGCGUCAGGGGGAGGGGCUCCUGGAGAAGAGCGAGCCGCUGGACGCCGCCGUGAUCGAGGACGAGCUGGGGGAGCUGCGGCGCUACGCCCUGGAGGUGUUCGGCCGCGUCGACCGCUACUACAAGAAGCUCACGCGCCUGCCGCUGGUGGAUGACGAUCUGGACGGCUCGGACCGCGAGCUAGAGGACGCUGAGGAGGAGGAGGAGGAGGAGGAGGAGGAAGAGGAGGAGGAGGGCGUGGCCUCGGACCUCUCAGACCUCCAGUGGGGCGACGCCUCCCCGGCCCACGGGGGACGUCCCGCCGCCGCCUCCGCCCUGGUGCGUGCAGAGCGCUCGGGCCGGGACACCCCCGCCAGCGUGGACUCCAUCCCGCUGGAGUGGGACCACGACUACGACCUGAGCCGCGGGCUGGACGGCGCGGCGGAGGGGCGGGGCCUGGGUGGCGAGGCAGGGGGGCGGGGCCAGGAGCGAGAGGACGAGUACCUGGGCACGGCGGUGACGGCCGGGCUGUCAGAUGUAGUUAUCCCCGAGAGCACCGAGGCAUACAUUAAACUGACCGAGAGCACCCUGCGGUCCUCCUCCGGGACUCCUGCCCACCUGAGGCAGCGGGACCCCGCCCUGGAGCGGCAGCAGAGGGAGGGCCUGGCCAACGGCUCCAGCCCCGAGCUGGACUCCUCCUACAUGGGCUACAUGCGUCUGAUGGGGGAGUGCAGGGGCAACAUGGACGCGGUGAGGAGGGCGGAGGAGGAGCUGACGGAGGAGGAGGAGGACGCCCCGGGCCUCACCAAUCCCAUCAGCACCGACGCCCAGAGUGCAGGAGUGAUCGAGCGCUGGGAGCUGCACCAGGCCCAGUCGCUCACCGACCGCCACCGGCAGAAGCAAAAGCAGCUGAUCUCAGACCUGCAGACCAUGAGGGCGUGGCUGGGCCAGUCGGAGGCGGAGCUAGGACACCUGCGGAGCCUGGACCUCAGCACAGACAUCCAGGCCAUCCAGCAGCGCAUCCGCAAGCUCAAGGAGCUGCAGAAGAGCAUGGACGGCCACAAGUCGGAGGUGCUGUCAAUCAACCUGAGUGGCAGCGAGUUCCUCCAAUCGGAGCCUGACUCCGAGGAGGCGUGGGCCCUGAGGGACGGGCUGAAGGAGAUGAACUCCCGCUGGGAGCGGCUCAGCUCCUCGCUGGAGGCCUGGAGGGAGGAGCUACAGCGGGCGCUGAUGCAGUGCCAGGAGUUCCACGAGAUGAGCCACGGGCUGCUGCUGUGGCUGGAGCACAUCGACCGCCGGCGCAACCAGCUCGGGCCGGCCGCGCCCUCGGCCGACCGGCCCACCCUGCGCUGCCACCACGCCACGCUCACGCAAAUCAAGCAGGAGCUGCUGGACUCCCAGCAGAAGGUGUCGGCCCUCCAGGAGCUGUCGACCCAGCUGCUGGUCCACAUCCAGCCCCCGGGCCCCGGCGCCCAGCCCCCGGGGAGCGGCCCUGCGGCCCCGCCCUCGGGCCCCGGGGAGCGGCUGGAGGCCCAGGAGAAGGUGCACGUCAUCUGGAACCGGCUGAAGCUGCUCCUCAGGGAGGUGAACGUGGACCUGGAGGAGCUGGAGAGGAGGCUGGAGGAGGCCGGCCAGGGGAAGCAGGAGUCGCUGUCCCACGUGAACAAAGCCCACCUGUCGGGAACCCCUCGUCCCGUCUCCCUAGGGUCCGUCCCUAACCGGCGACGACUGCCCCGGGGCAAAAGUAGUCAGGCCCGCGCAGGAUACCCCAGCAGAGGCCCCCGCCACAGCCCGAGCAAAUCCCUCGCCACCGCUGGCUGCGCUUCCUCCCGUUCUGACCGGACGGGCGGCCUCUGGACCUCCUCCUCCCCUCCGGCGGGCCCCUCCUUCCUGCUCCGCGUGCUGCGCGCGGCGCUGCCGGUUCACCUCCUCCUGCUGCUGAUCCUCGGCCUCGCCUGCCUCGUGCCCAUGAGCCAGGAGGACUACAGCUGCCACCACGCCAACAACUUCGCCCGCUCCUUCCAUCCCAUGCUGAGCUACACCAACGGACCUCCGCCUAUAUGAGGCGCCGCCCCAUCAAGGACCCCGAAGUCACCUGUACCGGGACCACACCCCCUCUAUGAGGACCGCCCCCCCCACGACCAUAUAUGGACCAGACAUCCGCCCAGUCCAUCGUGGCCUCUGUUCCGUGUGAGGACCGGACAGCCGCCCGUGUACGGGCAGAACUCUCCGCCCGUAUAAGGACUGUCCCUCCGCAGCUAGCUACCAGCUUUGCCAAGGACUCCGACACUCUGACUAGUAUGAAUGUUCCCUGUUCUUUCCCUGCAGGACCCCCGACUCCCACUCUCCCGACCCCAACUCCACAACCCCACCUCCCCCUCCACCCCCACGCUGGGAGCAUAUGAAAUCCGAUGGAGUGUCUCCACCAGUAACACAAUGAGAACCAGUCCAUUAGAGCGUUCUGGGGCCAGUUGACUGAGGCCCUAGCGUCUCCAGGGUGAAGGGACUCAAGCCUCCUCCAUCCGAAUAAUAGCAGUUGUUUUUUUAUUCUUUCUUCGGAAAAAUGAAGUAUAUUAUUUUUGACGUAUUUUUUAUUUCUACGGUUGAAUCAAAGAGCACUAUUUAUAUACAACCGCGUGCUGGGAGCCAAAGUCCACGGCGCUGUUCGUACUUCAGUGCUGCUACUAUUUAUUUUUUUCCGUUCGAUUGGAUUUGAAGAUUUGUUUAAUUUCACGAGGACACAGCACAGACUGUGGGAGAUUCUACCUGUAAAUCGUAGUUUAGGUGAAGUAUCAAACAUUCAUCUCUUUGAAGGGUUUCCAAAAUGAGAACUUUUCAAAAUUGACAUCAUGGUAAAAUCUUGCGAUUUUGAACACCGAGUGAUCCAAUGCCUUCGGAAUCGGCCGACGAUUUCUGAUGGACGCACUUUGUAUUUAAAAGAAAUGGCUGCCGUUAUUUUAUUUUGUUCACGAGAUUUACAAAACAGCCUUUCGGAGACAAACUCGUCACGGAAGGUAGCCGAUAGCUGAACCCUAACGCACUGAAACGAGCGCCUGAUUAUGGUUCCUCACCGAAGCCGUCCAGUCUUCCCCCAAGACAGCCAAAUGCUGGUGUCCCUGUUUUGAUCUCCUUUUAUAUCCAUUCUAGUAUUUCAAUAUUUAAUCACGUAGGGCAAACCUCGACACGCAGGAUGAGAUUCCGUUUAUUUUAUUUCUAUCGGUGAUUCAAAUGCCCCGCAAAACGCGGGCAGUUAUUUUUUUACCUUUUUAGUUCGAGCAUGCACUUCUGCAAGUCCUUUCUGCUUUUUAAGUUUGCCAACCAAUCACGGUCUGUGUACGGAGACAGAGGUGCGGAGGCGGGCGAAAAACAAUGCUUGGUGCUUUGUUACCGUGAGGACGACACCUCUGACGCGAUGGAGAUAUCUAGUCUGCGCUGUUUGAAACUGUAAAAAGAAACAUAAAAAAAAAAGCCCGGACAUGGAAAUGGUUAUUUAUGUAUGUACAGUUUGCUAAUGCUGAAAUCAUGAAGAAUGUUCUUUACAUAUAGUAAAAAAAUAUAUAAAAUACACAUGUUUUCAGACUUGUUUUUGGCUGAGGAGACUAUUUCGAAUGAGGUAGCGAAACAAGGUCUGCAACAAUUUCACUAUUAGGACCUUUAUUUUAAUAAACAGUAAACAACACUCAUGUGGGAUCAACGGACACUAAAGUAGGUUUCUCUUUACACUCGCAGCCAAAGUGACUUCACUUUGGCCGCGAGUGAUUGCUAGCCGCAUCAAACGGCUAGCAAGGCACAGUAGUCAAAACAGCAAACUGGCACAGAUAUUGGGGACCAACAUGAAACUCAGACAAGCAACUUCAAAAAGAUGACCAAUUAUCAUUCAAUGGUGCACUCUAGUUUGCUCUCUGGCUUUAUAAUCUCAGGAUGGGCAAACACAGAUCAUUUCUUGGGUAUGUCCCUGGAAAGAAUGUACUUGCUUGGCAAAAAGCCCAAAUAUUGACGGGUACAAACUUCUUUGACAAAUCGUUUUUUGGCUGCUUGUUGUGCCUUCGGCGUCCAUAUUAUGACUUGGAACCACCACCAAGAAUCUCCUUAAUAUUAAUUCAGAACAAUGCACUCACAUCUUAUCAUGGACAGUUGAUUAGAGACAUACGUCUCCUGGCCCACAGAAGAGCCUGGCGGUGUAUUAAGCUUUAAUUUUGUUUCUGUGUAGAUAUCAUUAUGUGUCCCUCUCCACUCAAGGUUGUGUACAUUCCUGUAUUCACUCGAGGAGUGCAUUGUGUGUCCUCGUAGCCUUGGCAACGGCAUCAAGACUAUCCACGUACGUCAACUUAAAGACAGGUAUAAUUUACAGACCCUUCAAAUGUUCCCGCAAAAAUCGACCCCAUUUUUUUCAGCCCUGCACAUAAUAUACAAAUUUAGACUGAACAAAAAGACAAAAAAACAUGUUCUGAUACGCAUAGAAAACAGAUCUACUAUAGAAAAGAAAAUGCCAAUUGUCUUAAAUUACGCAGUGUAAAGCUAUGACUUUCGUUAGCACUUCUAUCAAUACCCCAAGACCCCAAGACGCAAGAAGAUAUUCAUAGAGGGAACUGAUAUAUUCAGUACAUCAUAGAAAUUACAUUAACCUUCCCCCAAAAUAUGAAUUAAGGCUUCGUCCCAAUUCUUAAGAAGGCACUAAAGCUUUAUGACAUUGCAAGUUGCAUUGGCACAGAGAGAAAUUAAGCCUUUUUUGGUUUACAACAAUCUCACCCCGCUUGGCAUGCAGUUGGCACAAAUGGGCGGUCAUGAAGGCAGAUAGAUGGGGCAAGGCACCACAAGAGAGUGAAGAGUAUUUUACAUUCAGCAUAUGGCACGACAUGGGUAUAAAAAACUAGCCGUUAGCUAGUUAGCCAGCUAGGCCACGAAAUGUCAAGACGCAGUCUGCUACGGUCGUGAGCAGGACUCCAAAGAUGUUAUCCCCGCCCGAUUCAUACGCUCACACAGUUUGAACGGUAUCCAGCGAGCGCUGAACUCGAUUUAGACAAGUCAACGAAAAUGUGUUGGAAUGUUGCUAAAGGAACUCCAAAAAAAUGCGAAACUCACUCAAGUAAAAUCACUUAAAUAAAACAAAACAAUCAUGGCUAAAUGAACAUUCAAAUACGUCAUUUUUUUUAAAUCGGAUCGCCCAUAUCGCCGGCGCGCUA